Colletotrichum abscissum is the source of this 528-nucleotide messenger RNA. RefSeq lists its product as uncharacterized. The transcript has a single exon. The coding region runs from base 1 to 528 and encodes 175 amino acids. The record is from RefSeq and is a predicted model, not a curated record. NCBI's taxonomy places the organism in Eukaryota, Fungi, Ascomycota, Sordariomycetes, Glomerellales, Glomerellaceae.
AUGGAUCCAAAGGCAUCUUCCUCGGCUCCUGCCGCACCUGCGCUGCCGCCCAACGUCACAAUCUUCUCCCCAUCCAAACCCAGCACAGCAAAAGCCCUCCUCAACGGCAGCAUCUUUACACGGCUCACAGCCAAUGCCCAGACCGAACCAUCAAAGCUAGAGGCUGCUCUCAGAGACGUCACUCGACCCGAGGUCAACGACACCUUCUGCUUCAGCCACCGCAAUGUGGUCUUGAUUUUUGACGGCGAGAAGAACGGAGACGAUGCUACGGAUCAGCACCACGAGCACUUCCGACUCGUCUGCUUGGCGCUUAAGGACGCUGACAUCAGCCUCGAUGUUGCCGGUUGCAUUUUUGAUGCCCCGGAGGUCUUGCAGGCUGGCUUCCAGUUAGACACGCUUAGCUCGGGUUCUGUUCUGGUUAUCGACUUGAUGGGCGGGGAUGACGAUGAUGAUGAUUCGGACGAGGAUGAUGAGGCAGCCGCUGAAAGGUUGCUUAUGAGUGGCGAUUCAGGCGCAACGAUAUCCUGA